Notodromas monacha is the source of this 2535-nucleotide messenger RNA. NCBI's taxonomy places the organism in Eukaryota, Metazoa, Arthropoda, Ostracoda, Podocopida, Cyprididae. The record is from the annotation of a GenBank genome assembly.
UUUACAGAUGUAAAUUGUGAAAUCUGCUUGUGUGAUGCCGUUCCUGAAGAAGUUGCUCAAGUUUGGGUGGUACGGCUGCGUGGCCCACUGUGUUUUCGAGUAUUGCGGCGACUUCGUCCUCUGCGAUGGACCUUCAAUGGAGCCUACGAUCCAUACUAACGACGUUGUCUUAACCGAGCAUUAUACCCCGCUCUGGAGACGACCGCAGCAAGGAGACGUUGUGAUUGUGCGUUCACCGAGGAAUCCGAAUCAGUUUAUAUGUAAACGGGUUGUUGCUGUUCCUGGGGAGAAGAUUCCUGGACAGUUGAAACACUUAGUGAAAUUUGUGUCGUCGGAAAAGGUGCCAAAAGGAAAGGUAUGGUUAGAAGGGGACAACAAGUCGAAUUCGACAGAUUCGAAAAAUUAUGGACCAGUGCCGAUUGGACUCAUUCGAGGCAGAGCCAUAGCAACAAUAUGGCCUCCAUCAGCAGUGCAAUUACUCGCCCCUGAUCUCUAUGCGUAUGACACUAAUUUGAAACCCCGUUGAAAUGAACCCGGCAUUGGAGAUUUCUUGAUUGGUGUUGCUAAAUAUAAUUUGCGAUCUUUAAUGAUUUGAAAUGAGCGCUUUCCCUUCUGUCGUUUAGUGAGUACGAAAGGCCCUACUCCAAUGUGGUGUGUCGCGAAAAACUAAUUUCGCCGCCAGUGAAUAAUUCGAGAUCGGAACAACGAGCGGAUGAUUUUCAUUGAUGUACCUGAAAGUGAUGGUCUUUUGAUAACUUCUCUAAUUUUUGCGGAAUAGACCCGGAUAAAAGUGCAACAAUUUCCGAAAGCGCGAUUUCUGAGUGGGUUGAAGCCAUCCGAUCAAUUUCAUUUUUUUUUUCGUCCAAAAGUUUAAAAUGUAAUUGUGUGCAUUACUUUGAUGGAAAUGGCGAGCACUCAAUCACACGAACUUGCAGUUUGUGUUUCUGCGUGUGUUGAAGAAGUUACAAGGCUGAUUGUCCUAGUUAUGCUUGUCUUUCAAUAGUUGUAGUUGCCAUCGUCAACCGACACGCUGUAACUAGGGCGAUGCUUCAGGGCUAGUCCAAAAAUUCUUCUUACAAAAUAAUCGUUCGAAUUUUUGACGAAAAGUAAGAUAAUUUUGGCUUUACUGAAUACGAUUGUGUCUCAGAUCGAUGCGGUCUUCGCCAAAAAUAAAUUUAGAAACUGAAAACUGUCCUUCGCUCAGUGAUAUUUUGAUACACUGACCAUAUAGUCGGGCUACUUUUUGAGGACCAUCCUUUCAAUUUUUGCUGCCAACUUAUUUUUUGAAUAUUGUAUUCAAAUUUGAGUGCAGCGUGAUUCGAUGAAAAUGUAGUCUUUGGUGAAACUAUAUGCUUUAAUUUCUUCGAUUUGGUUUUGACGGACGAUGUGAAAUCACCAGAAAAUUUCAAGUUUUCGAAGUUGAUCGCCGGACUUCUUCGGAUGACUCGUUCUGAUUGAAUUCGUUUCAGAGAAGAACAUCAGCAGAUUAACGAAGGAGUUCGCAGACUGAUCAGAAAAAUAAAAUAGUAACUUGGGAUAAAACGAAGGCCUUGUGGCAGGGUCUGUUGAAGUAACUCUCGUGAUUUGUGCGCAAGUGCGAAGGAUUCCCCGUGUGGCAGCGAAUUAACAUGUGAAGUGCUAAAAUUUUCGAUUAAUCUGUGAAUGUUCUGAAAAUUGAAAUCCCAUUUUUCAAACCUAUCGAUGAUCGUGCUGUUCCCCUGUGAAGUACACAUUUAUUCAGCAAUGAUUUGUUGCCAACAUUUCGCGCUUGUUUCGAGUGAUUUUCCGUGUUGCAGUGUAACCCAGUGUAUUUUUCAUGAUUGAAUUUUAACGUCGUGACUUAAUUUCCGCAGAGCCUCUGGUUGUUAACGUGUAUCUCGGUUCUUUGGCAGUGAUCCAAGACUGUGUGUGUGUCACGUUCGUGGUGUCUCGUGACGGAAUCGUUGGGCUAUUUUCGUAUUUGUUACGAUUUCUAAUUUUUCAGCCCGUUUUUUUUCUUUCCGUGUAUUUUAGUCGAUUCCAGUGCCAAGGAAAAUGAAUGACUAUCUCUGAAAUGGCGUUUUGAUGCGUUUCCUCGGAUCAGGAAUUAUGGUGUUCUUUGGUUCAUUCCAACUGUGCUUGUGGAAUUUUGGACGAGGCCUGGAGCAUUUUUACUUAUUGCGAUACAUUUUGAAUUUAUUUUCCGUUUCUUGCGGUAAAUUUGAUUAUUGGUGCUAUUUAAAGAUUUUGUAAGUGACUCUGGAUACAAAACAUGGAAGUGUCUCCUUACUUCUGUUAAAAUUAGAUGACAUUUUUCUUCCAUGUUGGAACGUCAGUUUACAGUUUUUGGAGUUAUAUUUCUGUAGCGUUCUGAAUAAGUGAGGAAAAUCCGCGUGCACUUUUGGAAAAACUAUGGAAGAAACGUUCUAAAAUACAUCAUACCGUGAUGAUAGAAUCAAUAAAUCAUUUGGACCGUGGUUUCGUGGGAAAAUGGAAAGGAAUAAGUAUGAUCAUCGGUAUAAACUUAGCCCGGAAGAUCUUUUUUUUAGCUCCCCG